AAAUAUCCUCUAUUCAGCUGAGGCUCUUAUCCUAUAUACGUAGAUUCAUAAGAAUUCCGCUAAUAUAGCAAACAACAAUGAAAAAAAUGUAAGGCUCAAAAUCCUGUUUAGAGCCUAAACUUUCCCUCAAAUCACAACAAUCAGCUUAAUCUAUAGUCUUGUUUUUGAAGGGUAAAGAAAAAAAUAUCAAACCAAAACCGUUAUCCGUCUCCCGCUUGGCUCUCACUAUCCCUCUGGAUAAACCCACAAAACAUUUCUUCUUUUUCAUUUUUGUAGCAUUACAGUUGUGGAUCAGGUUUCUACAAAUUUCUCAUUCUUGGUCUAGUUUCUUUGGCCAUUAUCACUGCCAUUUAAUCUUUGAAUUUUGGGUUGCAAAUAUGAUUUCUAGGCUUGUGGGGUUUGCGUGAUUGACUGAUUCAAUGUCUAACUUUGCGAAAGAUUGUGUCUUUACUGCUUCAUGAGGCUUAAAAUGUGGAAGGCAUUUCAUGUUCUUGAUGAGCACUUCACUUGUCUUAUGUCAAAAUCUAGUCUUGUCUAAUUAUAGUUGUGUCUCGGAUAAUUCUUUUCCCUGUGGCAAUGCUUCGAUUUCUGGGGUGCAAUUGAGUUGUGGGAGGAGAAAACAUAGUGGGCUGGUGCCGAAUGCCAAGAAAAAGCAUUCAAAGAAGAGGAGUUGGUGGCAGAGGUUCUUCUUUGAUGAGGAUGGGAAUUGGCUUGGUUUGAGGGAUGAUGCUGCAUUCGAAGUGCUAGAGGAGGAGGAGGAGGAGGAUGAGGCGAGUGAUAUGGGGUUAUCCGCGAAUGAGAAGUUUGAGGCGUGGAGAAGGCGAGCUGAGGCUAUUGUGGAAUUGAGGGAAGCACAGGAGGAUGUGAAGAAUGAGGAGAAUAGGAGGUGGGAGGACUGGAUUGUUGAUGGAACUUAUGGUGAUGAUGAUGUUAGUAAUGGUGGUUCGUGGGUUCAAGACUCGAAUGGGGCGGUUGGGAAACCGGGAGAUGAUGUUGGGGAUGAUUUUAGGGAGGUUUUUUCUGGUAGAGGGUUGGCUAAGUCUGUGAGGGAUUUAGUUAUAGGCAGAGAAGAUGAUGAUAUUCUGUAUGAAGAUCGAGUUUUUCGCUAUGCCUCGUUCAAUUCGGCUAAAUUUUUGGCAGUCCUGGUCAUUGUUCCAUGGGCUGUGGAUUUCUUAGUUCAUGACUACGUUCUUAUGCCUUUUCUGGACAGAUAUGUAGAAAAAGUACCACUUGCGGCACAAUUGCUUGAUGUUAGGAGGAAUCAAAAGCUUGAAAUGGUCAAGUCUCUAAAACUUGAGAAAGCACGAUAUCGGCUUGAAGUAGAGAUUGGUAAAUCUCCCCCUCUCUCUGACAAGGACCUUUACUUGGAGUUACGAAAAAAAGCGUUAGAGCUGCGGGAUGAAUGGAGAUUGGAGAACCGUAAAGCAUUUGCUAACAUUUGGUCAGAUAUGUUGUUUGGGAUCUCAGUAUUCCUUCUUCUGUACUUCAAUCAGAAUCAAGUAGCCUUGCUGAAAUUUACUGGUUAUAAGUUACUGAAUAAUAUAUCAGACACCGGAAAGGCAUUUCUUAUUAUACUUACCACAGAUAUUUUUUUGGGAUAUCACUCUGAAUCGGGCUGGCAAACACUGUUGGAGGUCAUGGUAGAUCAUUUUGGGCUUGAGAUCGAUUCGACUUCCAUAACAAUCUUCGUAUGCCUGAUCCCAGUUAUCCUUGACGCUUGUGUGAAGCUGUGGAUGUUCAAGUUUCUGCCACGAUUAUCCCCAAAGGUGGCCAAUAUUUUCCAGGAGAUGAAGAGACAUUAGGAGGAUUUCGCUACAUACACACUGGUUCUCUCUCGGCUUGGGCUCUCGUAUUCUUUUCAUAUACGAACAUUUUUUCAUACGUGUGGCUUGCUUCCUUAGUUUGCUACACAUUCUGUUGUACUAGGCUAGAACAUUUAUGUACACACUCAUAAACACUAGGAAAGAUUCCUAGACUUCUUGAAACAAUAAUUAUGCCGAGCUGCAUAAAAAUCGUCACUUUACUCAUCCCCGUACAAUAUUUACUACUCCGAACUCUCGUACUGGAUCUAGUUAGCUGGAGACAGGUGACCACUAGCUGUAACGAGUUCGAGGAUUUU
This is a messenger RNA of Salvia hispanica, 2119 nucleotides long. Its product is annotated as CemA-like proton extrusion protein-like protein. The record is from RefSeq and is a predicted model, not a curated record. Gene Ontology annotation, cellular component: membrane. Lineage: Eukaryota; Viridiplantae; Streptophyta; Magnoliopsida; Lamiales; Lamiaceae.